AUGUACGUGGAUGAUGGAAGCUGCAGCUUUGAUCCCAACGACACAGCCGAAGCCACUGCCGGUGGUUCUGAAGAUGGAUUCAACUCCCAGAUGCCGCCACUGCUUCCAUCCAUGAACGGCUUUUCAGCUGCAGAAGAGCUUGCUUACCACCAACAACAACACCAGCAUCUUCCUCAUUCUCAAGAAGAAGUAGCCAUUGAUAUGGAGCUUCAGCAACAACUCGCUUUCAGCAUGGAGAACUCUUACAACAUUGAUAUCAACAGCACUUCUCAGUUGGUGUCGUUUGAUCAUCUUCAGCAGCAGCAGGAGCAGCCUCAGUGGGACAAUCAAGACAUGGCUCACAACAACAUCCAUCGCCAUCAACUUCAGGAGCCUGCUGAUCUCCUCAACCUCUUCCACUUGCCUAGAUGCUCAGCCUCGUCCUCUUCAUCCAUCACCUUCGCCAACCCAACCCCAAAAACAGACAACUUCCCAAGCACUUCCUUGGCUUUUUUGGGAGAUGUUCCAAUGGGAAUGGACAGUUCUUCUUCCUCGUCUGUUCUCUACGACCCGCUGCUCCAUCUGAACCUACCUCCGCAGCCUCCUUUGUUCAAGGACCUGUUUCAGUCUCUCCCAGAUGGCUAUGCCUUUCCCUCCGCAGCCUCAAGAAACGGAUCCUUGGUCAGCAAUGGUGCAAUGGAUAUGGAUGGAGAGGGAAGUGGUGGGGUUUAUCAAGACGGUCCUGAAGGAAUGCAGUUUGAGAAUGGCGUGUUGGAGUUUGCAAGGGACAGGGCUUGUAUUGACAAAGGAAGAGAUGGCAGAGGGACCAAACACUUUGCUUCCGAGCGCCAUAGGAGAGUGCAGAUGAGUGACAAGUACCAACUGCUGAAAAGCUUGGUUCCUAACCCAACUAAGAAUGAUAGAGCAUCAAUAGUGGGAGAUGCCAUUGAGUACAUCAGAGAGCUGAGGAGGACAGUGAAUGAGUUGAAGAUACUAGUGGAGAAGAAAAGGCGCGGCAUAGAGGCUAACAAGAGGCAGAAAUCGGAGGAAGAUACUGCUGGAGAGGUAGAGAAUUGCAACGUCAAGCCUGACCCUGAUCAGUCCUACAUAAGGAGCUCUUGGCUGCAGAGGAAAUCUAAGGACACUGAAGUUGAUGUUCGCAUAAUCGACGAUGAGGUAACCAUCAAAUUUGUCCAGAGGAAGAAGAUCAACCUCUUGCUCACUGCCUCCAGGGUGCUUGAUGAACUUCAGCUUGAUCUUCGCCAUGUUGCAGGCGGACAUGUGGGAGACACUUACAGCUUCUUGUUCAACACCAAGAUAUAUGACGGUUCUUCCUUGUAUGCAAGUGCCAUUGCCAACAAACUGAUUGAUAUCCUGGAUAGGCAAUUCACUGUCAUUGUUCCACCUACAACUAGCUAUUAGCCAUUUGAGAAUCUAAGAUGUUAUCACUUUAAUUUCCUUAUACAUAUAUGGUACUGUUUAAUAUGAAGCUGGUAGACUCGGUAACUUUUUAGUAGAUAUAAU
Molecule: messenger RNA, 1503 nt
Organism: Humulus lupulus (European hop)
Lineage: Eukaryota; Viridiplantae; Streptophyta; Magnoliopsida; Rosales; Cannabaceae
Product: transcription factor bHLH91-like
Exons: 3
Coding region: 1-1401 (466 amino acids)
Biological process (GO): regulation of DNA-templated transcription; anther wall tapetum development
Molecular function (GO): protein dimerization activity
Source: RefSeq, a predicted model, not a curated record